This is a messenger RNA of Funneliformis caledonium, 951 nucleotides long. The record is from the annotation of a GenBank genome assembly. NCBI's taxonomy places the organism in Eukaryota, Fungi, Glomeromycota, Glomeromycetes, Glomerales, Glomeraceae.
AUGACACGAACCAAACAACGACGAGUCUUUAAAAAGCUUAAGAAAGAAGCUAAAGAGACCAAACAUGAAGAGAGUUCAACUGUUAAUAAUUAUGCUUAUUAUACCAGCAGUUCAGACGAAGAAAGCUCAAAACAGAUAACACGAAAAAAGACUUCCAAUAACGAAGGAGUUAAUAAAGUUUCAGUAGCUACUCAAACUGAUGAUAUUAUAUCUACUACGCAAGACGAGAUAAAAAAUGAUAAUUAUGCGAAGAAUUUACAUGUGAAUACCGAUGUUUACCUUGUUCCACAAGUUCCGAAGCUUCCUAAAACUCUUGAAGAAAAAGAGUCGACACGUAGAUUAAUCGUUGUAUUGGAUAAAGCAGAUUUAAAAACCUUUAAAGUUUCUAAUUCUAAACCAUCACAAUACCAAUUAGCAAAUGGCGAUGACCAUCAAGCAACUUUAAGAAAGUUAGGAAGCGAGAUUUGUAGACCAGAUAUAACACAUCAAAAGUUGACUCCUUUAAAUAAAGCUGGAUUAAUGCAAAUUUAUAUUCACACGGUAAAUGGUGUAUUAAUUGAAGUCAGUCCUCAUGUUAGAAUACCAAGAACGUUCAAACGUUUUUCUGGGUUGAUGGUACAACUUCUUCAUAAAUUGUGUAUUCGUUCGGCGGAUGGAAACGAAAAAUUAUUACGAGUUAUAAAAAACCCCAUUACAAAUUAUCUUCCUACAAAUUGUGUUAAAUUAACACUUUCAUAUGAUGCUCAACCUGUUCGUCUUUCCCAAUAUUUGCCAACUUUACCCUCUGAUCAUUCAAUUUGUGUUGUCGUCGGGGCUAUGGCUCAUGGUAAUGAUGACUUCGCUGACAAUUGGAUAGAUGAGAAAAUUGGAAUUUCUCAAUAUCCUCUUUCAGCAGCAGUUGCAUGUUCUAAAUUUUGCUGUGAAUUAGAAUCUUUUUGGGGAAUUUGGUGA